CAAGGAUCUCAGCAGAACUUUCUGUCUCCAGAGUGUGGCUGCUGCACAAGCCAGACGGAGCAGCUCAUACUCCAUUUAGGCCUGAUCCAGCUUCUAAAAACAGAUACAGAACAAUGGCAGUGACAACCAGAUUGACAUGGAAUGAGGAAAAGACUCUGCAAAAGCUGCUCGGAAAUGUUUCCUUGAGUCUUCUUUAUAAGUCUAGUGUUCAUGAAUGUUCCAUUGGAGAGAUGCUUGAUAAGUGCGCUCAUCAAGGACCCACUAUAACAGUGAUUUACUUUCCCACCUCUAUUGUUGGGGUAUUUUUACUUGGGAAUUAUCCUCAAAAGGGUGAAUAUUGUAGACAUCAAAAUUCUUUUUAUUUUUCACUUAAAACUGAAACAACUAAAUUUUUAAAUGUGAAACCAGAAAUUGUUUCUGAAAAACUGGAAUUUUAUUCCUCUAAUAAUAUCAUUCUCUCCUUAAUUCCACACAACUCCCAAGUUUUUAUUCAUCCAUCGUUAAAGGUUCCAGGAGGAAUAAAAUAUCUCAAAACCAUGGGUUAUUUGGAAUGUGAAGUUUUUCGAGUUGAAGGAAUUAAGAAUAGUAAAGGCUACAUAAGGAGGAUAACAGGAGUUGCACAGUUCAGAAAUAAGCUCCUAUCAGAGCUCAGAGCCUACACACCCUGCACAGAUUUGGUUUCAGAAGUUAAUAUUCUCUUGCUGGGUCCAGUUGGGUCUGGAAAGUCCAGUUUUUUCAAUUCAGUGAAGUCUGUUUUCCGAGGCCAUGUGACUCGCCAAGCUGCAGUGGGGUCUGAUGUCACUAGCAUUACUGAACUGUAUAGGAUGUAUUCUAUUCAAGAUGAAAAAGAUGGAAAAUCUCUGCCAUUUACGUUGUGUGACACCAUGGGGCUGGAUGAGAAAGAGGGAGUAGGACUGUGUAUGGAUGAUAUACCCCACAUCUUAAAAGGCUGUGUGCCAGACAGAUAUCACUUUAGACCCCAGCAACCAAUUACAUCCAGCCAUCCUACCUUCAUCAUCUCUCCAUCACUGAAGGACAGGAUUCACUGUGUGGCUUAUGUUUUAGAUAUCAACUGUAUCGACAGUCUCUCUUUUGAAAUGGUGGCAAAGUUUAAACAAGUUCAAAAAAUAGUGUUAAACUAUGGUGUACCACAGGUAGCCUUGCUGACUAAAGUGAAAAAUUACCAUGGUGUUCUUCAAGAAGACUUUUUAAACAUGAAUAAUUCUAUGACUUCUCAAAGCCAGAUAAUGGAAAUCCAAGCCAUGCUAAAAAUUCCUAUUUCUAAUAUUCUGGUGGUUGAAAAUUAUGCUCCAGAGUGGGAGCAGGACCCUUUAAAGGAUGUUCUGAUCCUCUCUGCACUGAGGCAGAUGUUACGAGCUGCAGAUGACUACUUAGAUGAUUUGCCUCCUGGAAUAACAGAUGAAGUUGCAGGAAUGUCCCAGCUCAACAUGUGCAAUUAGUUGCCUUGUUUCUGACACUUGGCCCAGACCUGGAUUGGCCUGCCUCACUUAGAGUCAAUCUCUGCGGAUAGCCUCCUUGGGACUUUGCCGCCAUCAUACUUUGCCUUCUGUCCCUGACAGCAUCUAACUGAUGGUUCAUUCUAGGAUCAGUCAUCAUACCUUAAGCUCUAAGGCCAACUCUGAGCAGUGGUGGAUCACGAUAUCCCUACUGCAAACCACCCUUCAUAUUUCUGCACCACUUUCAAUUUACUUUUUGUGACAUCUUCCUAAACCUCCCCAGCAAAAUUACCUAUUCCCCUACCUCUUCAUCUAUAACACUUCAUUUAAAACUUCAUGUGCAUGGUAAUCAGAUUGAAUAAUAAUUAUACAAUGAUUACAUAGAUAUCUGCUUCCUUAAAUAAACAGUGAAUUCUUUAAAAAG
Messenger RNA from Myotis davidii, 1881 nucleotides. It is a transcript of the gene IFI44L, whose product is annotated as interferon induced protein 44 like. Bases 114 to 1460 code for a protein of 448 amino acids. Lineage: Eukaryota; Metazoa; Chordata; Mammalia; Chiroptera; Vespertilionidae. The transcript has 9 exons. The record is from RefSeq and is a predicted model, not a curated record.